Colletotrichum karsti is the source of this 1230-nucleotide messenger RNA. Its product is annotated as phosphotransferase enzyme family protein. NCBI's taxonomy places the organism in Eukaryota, Fungi, Ascomycota, Sordariomycetes, Glomerellales, Glomerellaceae. The coding region runs from base 1 to 1230 and encodes 409 amino acids. The record is from RefSeq and is a predicted model, not a curated record. The transcript is spliced from 3 exons.
AUGAACCACGAAAAGUUUCAAGAGCGCCUCGAUCUUCCGACGGACAUAUCUCCUGUAGAGUACCAAGAGGAUGUCCCAUUCCCAUACAACAACUUUAUCUACAAGAUCACCCUCAAAAAGCCCGCAUAUGUCGACUCCUUUUCAGAUGCCGGGCCGUACACUACGCCUCCACCAGCUGAAGGUGUUUCGACCAUCGUUUUGCGUCUAGCAAAUCCCAAGGCCCAAGAUAUCAUCCAGGACAAUCGUGUCGAGAAUGAAGUUGCGGCUAUGUAUCUCGCACGCCAAGGCCUACUUGCGUUCAAACCGGAAGUCGCCGGACUUAUCCCAGCCGUCUAUGCGUGGAAGUCUCACCAAGGCGCCAAAGGCAGCUACAGCUGGACCUUGAUGGAAUACAAGGAGGGCGUGCCGCUUGACACCAAGUUUCCAGGCUUGUCUGAAGAAGAUCAGAAGGAUGUCCUUGGUCAGAUUGCCGACGUCUUCACUGGGAUUCAGCAAGCCCCUCUUCCCGAGAGUAUCAAGUCACAUGGAGGACUGACCAUCGAUGACGGCGGAAACAUUGUGGGCGGUAAGAUGACCAUACUCGAGGGAGCCCCUUGGACUUCCUACAGCGACUUCUGGAGAACUAGACUCGCUUUCCGAUUGAAGGAUGCCGAUGAGAGCCCGGCCCUUGAGGGCUGGAAACCAAACGGUGUACGGGGGCGCAUCGACAGUUUCCUCAGCUCUGGACUUGAAACAUAUCUCGCCAAUUCCGGCGUAGAUGCCACGAACAAUAUCCAAUACGACCCCGAAUCGAAGAAAAUCACGGGAGUUCUGGACUUUGAUUGGGCUUACAUAUCACACCCAUGCCACGAGUUCUUCACUUCCCUCGGAGACGUUGGAGGGAGCACAGGCGGCGGUACUGCGAGGGACCCAGAUCUGAGCGGAGGUCGACUGGCAAAGGCAAUUUUGACGGGCAAUUUCGACAUCCCCGACUUGCCGGAGGAGGCAGCUAGACAACUCACACGAGCUAAGGCUUGGGAUGAUGCGUUGGCGGCGAGAGGUGCUCUGAGACCUAGCGCUAUCUCUGGCAUCACUGCGCUUGAUCGACUCAGUAAGCUGGAGGCUCUCUUGGGUCCCUUCAUCUUGACUCACCCGGUCAUGCUGAAGAGACGGACGGCGGAGCAAAUUGCGGAUACACGGAGGGCUACUGAGAAGCAGUUGGUUGAGUGUCUCGAGAUUUUCGAUUAUUGA